This is a messenger RNA of Recurvomyces mirabilis, 1308 nucleotides long. RefSeq lists its product as uncharacterized. Gene Ontology annotation, biological process: biotin biosynthetic process. The coding region runs from base 1 to 1308 and encodes 435 amino acids. Gene Ontology annotation, molecular function: pyridoxal phosphate binding. The record is from RefSeq and is a predicted model, not a curated record. The transcript has a single exon. NCBI's taxonomy places the organism in Eukaryota, Fungi, Ascomycota, Dothideomycetes, Mycosphaerellales, Teratosphaeriaceae.
AUGUCUAAUGUCGCCACUAAAAGCAAUCCCUCUAGUCUGGAAACCACACUAAACCAUUCCCUCGAUAAACGACGAUCUUCAUCCACGAUCCGACGCCUCACGACCACGAAAUCAAUAGAUGUGGAUUUCUCCUCCAACGACUUCCUCUCCCUCGCCACCAACCCAGAACUCCGACGGAACUUCCUCCAAGAACUGGAACGCAGUCCCGCAUUCAACAGAACAGGAUCGACCGGCUCUCGCCUCCUAGACGGGAACUCGAAUUAUGCUCUAGAUCUAGAGAAGCAGAUCGCGCGAUUCCAUGGUGCGGAAGCGGGAUUACUAUGUAACUCGGGCUUCGACGCGAAUGUGGGGUUGUUUUCCUGUUUGCCACAGCCGGGGGAUGUGGUGGUGUAUGAUGAGUUUAUUCAUGCUAGUGUUCAUGAUGGGAUGAGAUUGUCCCGGGCGGGGAGGUUUUGGGGGUUUAGGCAUAAUGAUGUGCUGGCUUUGGAAGGGGUUGUGCGAGGACUAGUGGACGGGGAUGAGGCGGUGAGGGGCGGGAGGAAAAAUGUUUUUGUGGCUGUGGAGGGGGUGUAUAGUAUGGAUGGUGAUGUGGCGCCUAUUGGGCAGAUUACGAAGGUACUCAAGACGCUGCUGCCGAAGGGUAACGCACAUCUCAUCGUGGACGAAGCACAUAGUACAGGUCUUUACGGCUCCGGUGGUCGAGGGCUCGUCAACGCUUUGGGUCUGGAAGACGCAAUCACAGUCCGACUUCACACUUUCGGCAAGUCGCUUGCUUGCAAUGGCGCCAUUCUAUUGUGCAGUCCGACGAUCCGGGAAUACCUCAUCAACUACGCCAGACCGAUGAUAUACACGACGUUCAUGUCCUAUCCUGCUUUGGCGGCUAUCAAAGCCUCGUAUGACUUCCUCUCGGCUGGGAAGACGGAGCACCUGGCGGCGAAUUUGGAGAUGUUGAUACAGGAUUUCCACCAGCGGCUACUGGGCUUGCAGGCUUCGCUUCUGGCUGUUUCGGAUGCCGAACAUGCGCGGGCGUUACUGCGUGUACCAGCCGAGUGUCCCAAAUCGCCAAUCUUUGCCGUGCUGUCGUCUGAGCCAAAGGUUCUGGCGGCGCAUUGUCAAGCAGAGGGCUUUACGGUUCGUGGGAUUGUGCCACCGACUGUACCGUUGGGGACGGAGCGGAUACGGGUAUGCCUACAUGCUGGUAAUACGGUGGCGCAGAUUGAUGGCUUGGUGAAGGUGAUUCGGAGUUGGGUGGAGACGCGGAGCAAGGCGCUUUUGCGUGAUGCCGAAGGUUCCCGACCAAGGCUGUAG